AUGAGUUCUCCCUUCGCCUCGGAGUUGACUGAGUUGGCGGCGCCGCGCCCGGGCUUCCGGCUCUCGGCGCCCCACGCGCUCGCGGCUCGCGGGGCUGCAGCCCACGCCUGCGGCCCGGGCUCUGCCCGCCGCUCCGGGGAGCCGAGGUUCCGGAGCUCCUGUCCCGGCUCCAGUCCGGGAAAAAGGAGGGCUGUCCCUGGCCGAGGCGCACGGCCGCGCGCUUUUCCUGCACUCUCCGCGGCCCGAUCUGUCUCUCUGGCGUCUCAUCAGCAAUCCCGGAUCCAGGCUUACCUGGAGAAGAAUAAAAUCGGUCCCCUGUUUGAGGAAUUAAUGACCAAAUUAAUAACUGAAACACCUGACCAGCCAAUCCCAUUUCUCAUUGACCAUCUUCAGUCUAAACAAGGAAACCGCGGACAACUUCAAAGAACUUUAUCUGGAUCUGCAGCUCUCUGGGCAGAAAGUGAAACAUCAGAACAUAAAGGAACAAGAAGGGAUUUCAGAAGUUAUGAUAAGCCUUGGCAAUUAAAUGCAAAGAAGCCUAAAAAGUCAAAAAGUGACCUUGCUGUGUCUAACAUUUCUCCACCAUCACCAGAAUCCAAAUCAUUGCCAAGGUCAGUAGAUCAUCCUAAGUGGAACUGGCGAAUUAAACCAGAAAGCUGUGAUUUUGAUGAAUUGAACCACAUCCUUCAAGAGAGCAAGAAGCUGGGAAAAGCCCUUGAGAAUCUCUCUCGAAGUAUUGCAAUUUCAGAUGAACUCGAUAAGGAAACAGUGGCAUUUAAUUCUUCUCUUCUGAGACCCCGAGUGAUUGGAGAAUGGAUUGGUCGAGAAGAGAACGAUGCGGACCCACUAGCCGCUGAAAUGCUACAGCCCCCAGUUCCAAGAAGUAAAAAUGAAAAAUGGGAAAAUGAAGAUAAUAGCUCUAGCCCUGCAGGAAGCUUAAAGGUGGAGCCCAAGACUAAAGGAUUAAAACAACAGCAACAACAACAUAAGAAACUUCUGGCAGCAAUGCUCUCUCAAGAUUCUUUUGAGUCUCUCCACAGCCCUACCCCAUCUGUAACAGAAGAAGAUAUUGAUAAUGAAGAUGAUGCAAUGGAAUUGCUGGGUAAUUUUAAAAAUUAA
Messenger RNA from Neomonachus schauinslandi (Hawaiian monk seal), 1119 nucleotides. RefSeq names its product chromosome 4 C8orf34 homolog (gene C4H8orf34). Lineage: Eukaryota; Metazoa; Chordata; Mammalia; Carnivora; Phocidae. The record is from RefSeq and is a predicted model, not a curated record.